Durio zibethinus is the source of this 712-nucleotide messenger RNA. Its product is annotated as transcription factor CPC-like. Gene Ontology annotation, biological process: cell differentiation; regulation of DNA-templated transcription. Gene Ontology annotation, molecular function: transcription cis-regulatory region binding. The record is from RefSeq and is a predicted model, not a curated record. Lineage: Eukaryota; Viridiplantae; Streptophyta; Magnoliopsida; Malvales; Malvaceae. Gene Ontology annotation, cellular component: nucleus.
UCUCGAUGCCCAUUUAUAUAGCUCAUUUAAAGUCCAUGGAAUUUAUGGUGUAUUAUAAAUUCCCCCUUUGAGGAAACUAUUAAUUGCCAAUCCUCUGCUUCCAUUCACCACAUUGCACUCAAAAUUUCUACUUCGAAUAUUGGGUUUUUCUUUUUCACUUUAAUUUCUCGGCCUUUUUUUUUUUUUUCUCUUGCCGGCAAAAGAAAUGGACAAAUGUGGCCGGAAGCAGUCAAAGACUAGCAGCUGCUGCUCUGAAGAGGUGAGCAGCAUUGAAUGGGAGUUCAUAAACAUGUCUGAACAAGAAGAAGAUCUCAUUUAUAGAAUGUAUAAACUCGUUGGGGACAGGUGGGCCUUGAUUGCUGGUAGGAUUCCGGGUCGGAAAGCUGAAGAAAUAGAAAGGUUUUGGAUCAUGAGACAUGGAGAAGUAUUCGCUAAGAGACGAAGAGAGCUGAAGAGAUAUAAUUCAUAAUGCCUUUUAAAUUAGUUUAGUAGCAUCGAGUUUGAUAGGGUAGAAUUUGUUUUCUUUCUCUCAUGUUCACUGUGAUCCCCUUCUCUUCUCUCUCUGUAACGCUUGCAUGCCCUUGUAUGGCACAAGGUUUUUGUUGCGAUGGAAAUUGAAGUUGUUGUGGUUUUAAUUGGGUAAUCCAAUCAAAAGCCCUUCCUUUUUCGGCUCUUCUGUCUUUUCCCUCAAUGGGUCUCGGGUACUCUCCAU